Molecule: messenger RNA, 1484 nt
Organism: Glycine soja
Lineage: Eukaryota; Viridiplantae; Streptophyta; Magnoliopsida; Fabales; Fabaceae
Product: caffeoylshikimate esterase-like
Exons: 8
Coding region: 182-1135 (317 amino acids)
Cellular component (GO): membrane
Molecular function (GO): lipase activity
Source: RefSeq, a predicted model, not a curated record
AUUAAACGAGGAAGCUAAAUGUCAUUCUUAUCCCCACACUUACGUGUUUUCAUUUCCUAAUUUUCAUGCACUAAAAUCUCUCUCCCACUUCACUCUUCAAACAACUCUGUUUUUCUCUCUUCUCACAAGAAAAAUACCCCCGUCCGAAACAAACUUUGGAGUUCAACCUUAAUAAUUCUUCAUGGCGAGUGAAGCUGAGAUCAAAUAUGAUGAGGAAUACGUUUGGAAUUCUCGAGGCUUGAAGCUUUUUGCAUGCCGAUGGCUUCCAGCGAAUGGAAGUCCAAAAGCGUUAAUCUUCCUCUGCCAUGGCUACGCCAUGGAAUGCAGCAUCACCAUGAAAAGCACAGCAACAAGGCUCGCAAAAGCGGGUUAUGCAGUGUAUGGGAUUGAUUACGAAGGGCAUGGAAAAUCAGAAGGGGUUCCAGGCCUUGUUAUGAAUUUUGAUUUUGUAAUCGACGAUUGCUCCGAACAUUUCACCACAAUUUGUGAGAAAGCAGAGAACAAGAAAAAGAUGAGGUACUUGAUGGGGGAAUCCAUGGGAGGAGCUGUGGCUCUACUUUUGCACAGGAAAAAGCCACAAUACUGGGAUGGGGCAAUUUUGGUUGCACCCAUGUGCAAGAUUUCAGAAGAAAUGAGACCCAACACAGUGGUGGUUAGUGUAUUGAGUGCACUCAGCAAAGUUGUUCCCUCGUGGAGAAUAGUUCCCAUCCCAGAUAUCAUUGAUGUCGCCUUUAAAGUGCCUGAAGUCAGAGAAGAGAUUAGAGCCAACCAAUAUUGCUACAAAGGAAACCCUCGUUUGAGAACAGCCUACGAACUUAUGAGGGUCAGUACAGAAAUUGAGCAAAGUCUGCAUGAGGUAUCACUACCUUUUCUAGUUUUACAUGGUGAGGAAGAUCAAGUGACUGAUAAAGCAGUUAGCAAACAACUAUAUGAUGUGGCGGCAAGCUCAGAUAAGACACUAAAGUUUUAUCCAAAGAUGUGGCACGGUCUAUUGUAUGGAGAGCCACCAGAAAAUUUGCAGAUUGUAUUCUCGGAUAUUAUUGGUUGGAUAGAGCAGAAAACUCACCAUGGAAAUUCAAGAUUGGAGAGAGAGCUAAAAGAAGAACACGAACAUUUGGUCAAGUCUGAUCUCUAGCCACUUGCUUUUCUCCACCAAAGAAAUUUGUCUUCCUUGGAGGUUUUUGGAAAAACAAGUGGAAGAAUAAAUAGGCCUAGUCAGUGUGCACGACAUGACGACAUGGACUGGUAAGGUUGUUAUAUAACCUCGUCUCGUGUAUGUCCCGAAACCCAAUUUCGUUUACUCUCCAAGUUCUGAACAAAUAACUUAAAAGUAUUUUUUUUCUUCUAUGCCCAUUAAAGCCCGUGUACAGUUGAAGUCAAUUUAUAAAGGAACACCUGCUUUGGUUAUAUUAUUGGCUCAAUUUCUUAUUUGACUUGUUAAUAAUACCUAAUAUGUGUAAUUGGUGAAUUGUUGUAUGAUUCAA